Messenger RNA from Microstroma glucosiphilum, 4452 nucleotides. RefSeq lists its product as hypothetical. The coding region runs from base 1 to 4452 and encodes 1483 amino acids. The record is from RefSeq and is a predicted model, not a curated record. Gene Ontology annotation, biological process: regulation of transcription by RNA polymerase II. Lineage: Eukaryota; Fungi; Basidiomycota; Exobasidiomycetes; Microstromatales; Microstromataceae. Gene Ontology annotation, molecular function: DNA-binding transcription factor activity, RNA polymerase II-specific; RNA polymerase II cis-regulatory region sequence-specific DNA binding; protein binding. The transcript is spliced from 2 exons.
AUGGAGACGACGGCGGCCGCCCAUACUGAGCCGCCAUCGAACGAUGCUGGUCCCUCUGCCGUGAAUACAUGGGUGACCUCCCAUGCUCCACCCGGCAAAUCCGAUUCCUCAAAAGUGACCAAGCAGCAUGCCUCGCAGACGCAACAGGCAGAAGCAGGGCCUUCACGAAUCCCAUCCGGGUCCCCUCCUCGACCCCGCACGUCCGUUCAGAAAGGCGGCCAGAGCUUACCCGUGCCUCCUGAGAGUGCUGCUGGUGGUACGAGUACGCCCAAUACGCAUCAAAUAUCGCAGGGAAGUGCCUAUGACCACUCGCAGACGGGCCUGAAUGAAGAGCAUGCUCAGCUGCUAGCUUCCCUUGCAGCUGGGCAUCAAAUAGGCCUGAAUCUUGCAGAGAGUACCCCCCAAUCUUCUCAUGCCUCUGCUUCGCUCCAGCAUGAACUUGCUGAUGCCGUGAUGCAGCAUGCAAAUGCUCAAUCAUCCCAUCAUCUGGGAGAGCAGACGUACGAUCACGAAUACAAUGAUGAUGAUGAGGACGAAAGCGGGGUUGCAGACGGCCCGCAAGGCCCCAUCCAAGCCUACGCGAAGAUUGACUUCCCUGGCUUUUCGAUCUACAUUCAGACACUGCGGGUCACCAUUGGCCGGCGCCCAGCUCAUCUCGCACACGCCUACACAUCAGACUACCCACGGCAGAUCAACGGCUCGACUAAAAUCGAAGGAGACGUAGACAUUGAUCUCGGAAAAGUCAAGGCAAUCUCUCGACUACACGCGGUCAUCUACUACCAUGCAGGACCAUUUCAUCCUCAGCCUUAUCCUGGAGGAGGCCAUCCAGAUGCAUCUCAUCUGUAUCGCUCUUUUUGGCGAGAGCCUAAUCAGCAACUCAGAGAUCUCUUCGUGAUGGAGGUACUCGGAAAGCAUGGCGCAAUGGUUGAUGACGUUUACAUACGGCAAGGUGGUAUCAUCCAGCUCGGUAAGAGGACCAAAAUUCAAAUUGCAGAGCGCGUCUUCUAUUUCGUGCUCCCGCCGAAUGUGGUAGUUCCUCCGCUGCCUUCCAAGCAGCUGGACUCUCUGUCUCCUUCAGAAGACGAAAGCAUGGAUGGAAGCGAUGACGAGAACGAUGAUAGCGAUGAUGAGGCUAGUCAAGAGAGCGAUUCCUCAGAACUGUCGGACUCAAAGGAAGGCGGAGAGGGCGAAGGUCAAAAAGCAUCCUCCACAGCGACUGCAAAAUCGACGGGGCGGCCGAAAGUCCGUCCGAAACUCGUUCUCAAACGCAAAGGAGUGGCAAGCGAUGGCGCUGGCGGAGGGAAGGGCAAAGGGAAAGGCAAAGGGAAAUAUGUCAAGGGCAGCGAAAGUCAUGCUGGCGGUAGCGACCACGACAUGGAGCUGGACGUCGAUACCAACGAGGUGAAAGCUGAGAAAAGUAGCUCUUCUAAGAAGAGCAAGAAGCAGAAAGAUGUGGAUAGUAACUCCAUCAGCAAGGACAAAGACAAAGCUCUGCCAGCUUGGGCCCAAGGAGCCGGAAUCGCCGGAAGCAAGCGAAAGCGUGGAGACCCCACUUCUGAUGAAGAGGCUUUGGCUGUGGGCACUCCCAUCGGUGUCGAGGCCCUCGAAGCUGAAAAGCGAGCUAAGGCUGCGAAGAAGAGGCUAGCGAAAGCGCAGCAGCUUCGAGAAGCAGCGAACGGAGACCCUGCGAAAGAGAAGGAGGCCGAUCGGAUUGAGCAGAGCGUCAAGCGUCAGGAGGAAGGCGAAGGCAAGGAGAAGAGCCAGAGCAAGGAGAAAGGGCAGGGCAAGGAGAAGGUCCAAGGCAAAGGUAAGGGCAAAGGGGAGACAAGCAGCAAAUCUAGCAAGUCGACUCCAGCGGCUACAAGCACUGGAUCGGAAGGCGCCAUCGAUCUGUCGAAAGAUGCAUCUCCACUUUCGAUUCAGCCUCCGUCAGAAGCGCCACAGGCAUCAGUAUCAGUAUCAGUAUCAGCAGCAUCAGCUGCUCCGCCAAAGGUUCCGUUGCCUGACGCCAGCUCGACACUCGCACCAGGCGAUGACGGGGUCAAGCCGGCCCUCACCAACACGGAGCUCAUCACUGCUGCACUUCGAUCUCCGGAAUGUGUCGACGGCAGAGGCAAAAUGACGAUGCUAGAGGUCUUCGAUUGGCUACAGAAGCGCUGGGGCUGGUUCAAGGCGAAUGGCAAACACAAUGGUCGUGACUGGCAGAACUCUCUCAAGAGCACGUUUCCAUCCAGCAAAGACUUCACCAAAAUCCCCCGUCGCCCCAACGAGCCCGGAAAAGGGAAUCUGUAUACCAUGUCAGACAGCCCAUUGGCUGUACGCCAUCGUGAGGAGAUUGCUGAGGCCAAGGCCAAGGCCGCCCUAGCGGCAGCGGCCAGCGAAGGUUCUGCCGACACCGCCCCAACUAGUCAGCCGACACAGCCUAAAGCAGUCCCUCCAACAGGCUCCUUUCCCGUUCCAGCACCCAAUCCCCCCUCGCAUGCUUCCAGUCCGGCACGUGGACCAGCAGCUACAGCAGCUACCGUUGCUGCCAUCGUGGGAGGAGGCGCUGCACUCGAGGCUGUCUCUUCUGUCUCUGCCCCUGUUGCUAGCACGAGCAGUCUACCAGCUGCGAGAUCCCCUGUCCCUGCUCCGGUACCUCCUGUCAGACCGGAGGCAGCAAGUGCAUCACCGGCUCCUGUUCCUCCAGCAGCGGCCAAAGCAGGCUCGCCGGCAACACCAGGAGGUACCCCCAAACCUCAACAAUGUGUUCCAUUAGUGGUCGGCGCACCACCUGCCAAUGCCGUCAUUCCAAACAAAGGCAAGCCAGCACCUGGGUCUGUGGAAGCUUUGUUGGAUGCUCCACCUAUCGUUCAUCACGAUGGUAAGCUGUACCUUUCCGCCCCAGUCUUUGGCCACCUAUCCGCCCAGCAGUUAACAGAGAUCGAGCGAAUGGGGCCGCAAAAGGCGUUGCAAACACUACAAGGCUUACUGGUGGAGCACCUGAAAUUCAAAGUGAGGCAACAGCAGCUGGCCAGUCAGGCCCGGAGCCAAGCUUCACCAAGCCCUCAGCCAUUGCGCCAAGGCACUCCGAGCGGUGCAGCGCGUCCACCAGCUACCCCAGGGGUGCCUUCUCCCCGUCCUCAGGCGCCUGUACAGGCGAAUUAUGGCGGAUCACCUGCUGGGUACCAACAGCGACCGCCGGGACAGCCGUACAGUAACACGUCUUCGCCUGCGCCCGCUGGAGUCUAUGCACAGAAUCGACCGCCGCCCUCUCAAGUGCCUCGGCCAGGUCCUAACGGGUCGUAUCAAUACCAACAGCAACCCAUGAUGCGACCUCAAGGUGGGACGAGCGUCACACCUGGCAGUCCCGCCCCUCCCCGCCCAUAUCCCCGACCUCCCAAUACCAACCAGCCCCGUCCAGCCUAUCCGACGACUUCAGCAGCGAGGCCCUCUGGUACCAUGCCGCCAAGUGCAAAUUCUCCCGCCGGGCAAUCACGUCCCUCUGGCCCACUAAGCCGUCCACCUACUGCUUACUCGCCGAGUCCGGGCCCCCGACCCCCCGUCGGAGGCUACGCGCCUGCAGGUGCAGUACCCUCGGGACCAAUGGGACGUCCACCGCCUCCUCGACCGUACACUGGCAACAUAGGUGGGCCGCGACCUCCUUCACAUGCACCACAGACUGCUGUUGAAGCUCUCAGCACACUAUCAUCUCAUCCUGAGGCGCCAGGUUUGAUGGCCUUGCUGAGACAGCAGGGGCAGACUCCAGGCGAGGCCGUUAAAAAUUUGAAGCUGACCCCUGGCCAGAUUCAGUUGCUGCAGAUGGCAAAUGCUAUGGCCGCUGUCGGUGGUGGUCUAGGUGGCAACGGACCUGUGGGAGCCUCUCGGCCGGGCGGUGGCGCUUCUCCUGUACCACCCUCGCAUCCUCGCCCUCUUGCACCCCCACAUACAGCUGCGCAGCGCCCGCCUGCGCCUCCAUCUGCUGCUCCUGCCGCCGGUUCUGGUACUGCUUCUGCGCAGUCACCUAGACCACCGCCAGCCGCUGGUCCUACAAGGCCAACGACGCAGCCAGCCGCGGCAGCCCCACCUCAAGGUCCCAGUACGCCUCAGACACAGGCAGCUAUGGCGACCUCUCUUCCCGCCGCUGUCUCCGCUACGACCGCCUCUGGGCCAGCUCCCGCUGCUGCAGCUGCUCAAGUGCCUGCACCGGGAGCAGGUUUAUCCGUCACGCAGCCAGCUGCAUCGACACCGGCUCCUGGCCUUGGCCCUGGCUCUGGCCCAUCUGUGACUCCGGCAGCUACCCCAGUCACGGCUCCUGCGAACGCGUCAAUCGUGGUUCCGACUCCUCCAGCUACUCCAGCCCCUCCUUUGCCACCUCCGCCUCCCUCAGAUACCCAGCCAGCGGAGAACACGGCGCCAGCCGCGCCAACGCCUCAGACUUUGCCCGAGGGAGGUGCAGGCGGACAGUCUUGA